UGCGAGUCGGGUGUUCACACUGAAAAUUCCAAAUAGGAAAAAGUACACUUUAAAUACCCGGAUGAUGCACUUACUAAACCGAAAAUACGAAGUGUGGAACUGCCGCAGCUUUAAUUAAGAGGGGAGGGGCUAUCAGAUUCCGUUGUUGAAUAAAAAAAAAUAACCAUAUAAAAUUCGUACACUACACGCUUGAGUACAUAUUGCGUCAUUUGGGACACAACUUAGUAUUUUGUUUCUUUCGUAAAUCCGCUAUUCUUCGCACUCGUAAAUUGUAUCCGCCGCAUACAACCCAGUAAACAAUAAAUAGGAAAAAUAUGAUUGGUAGAGACUGACUGUACGUCAUUUCCUGUUUAGCUAGCCGAAUGGCGGUGCAGGAAGUAGUUUCAAUACGGUUUGGUUACGAGUGUUGAUGUUUGUAGUUAUUGAGUUUCAGUAGUAGUUUGAAUUUGUUAUGUUUUGUGUGCAGAAAUAAAACGCAUUAGAUAGGUAAACAGAGGCUACUGGAUCUGAAACUUCUUUUACUCAGACGCUGGCGCCAUGUACCGAGGCUCUAGGCCGCACCGAGGCUCGUUUCCUCCGGCAGCGUCUCGCGGCUUUGCGCCCCGCGGCCCGCCUCCUGCCAGUUCAUUUCCUAGCGCUCCGUACCGUAGUGAGCACGCGCGAGACAGCAAUGGCUAUCCGCAUGGGUACCGUCGAAACCCGGAGCAUCCGAGGAGGCGCUAUUCAUCACCGGGACGAGGGUCUGCGGAUGAUUUCAGAGGCGAUGGGCCUCCUCCGAGAGACUACGCUCAUAGAUUUACUCCUUCACCCCCACAUAGUGGUCUCCCCACUGACCAUAGUCUUGUUAUAACUGUGGGCAACGAGUUGACCGGAUCGGAGGUUCCCUAUGCCAGAGAUUAUUCUCCACAUCGGUCAAGCUAUGAGGGCCACGAUGAGCAUAGUUCAAGAAGGCACAGUCAUAGGAAUAGGGGCUGGAGCCGCAGUCCAGACAGAAUUAACAGCAGAAGUCGUCCUCGCAGCAGGAGCCGUAGUCGUGCAGUGAGCCGCAGCAGGGCACUGAGCCGAGGACGUAGCAGACCACGCAGCAGGAGUAGGAGUAGGAGCCGGAGCAGGGGAAGGAGCAGAGCAAGGAGCAGGGCGAGGAGCAAGAGUAGACCACACAGCAGAAGCCGCAGCAAGGGACGGAGCAUGGGACGGAGCCAGAGCAGGGGCCAGAGCAGGGGUCGGAGCAGGGGACGGAGCAGGGGUCGGAGCCGGAGCUGCAGUGGCAGCAGCAGUAGCUGUAGCAGCAGCAGCAGAAAGAGCAAGAGAGAUAAGGAAGACUUUAGAGAGCUUGAGAGGGCUCGUCGACGUAAAGAACUGGAGGAUAUGUUAACGAUGCCCACUAAAUCCAUCUUGAAAAAGAGAGUUGACUCCUCUGAAACUGAUUCUCCUAUGAUCGGACAGAGUACUGACUCUCCACAAGGGACUUCAGGCAGUGGCCUUUCAAAGGAUGUGGAGCAGUUACUAUGCGCAGUGACUAAAAACAUGGACCCAGACUUACUGGCAUCAGUGUUGGCUCGAAAUUCUAAUACCAGUGCACUUGAAGAGCUCAUAAGCAAAUUACAGCCUACCAACGACAGUGGGCAUGGAUACGCUCUUCCUCUUGAAAGUAGCAGCCAGGAGAAUUCAGACCUCACCCAGCUUCUCAGUGUGAUGGUAGAGGCAGUAGCCCAACCACCAGACAAAAAGAAAAGCUUUGUAGAUAUUGAAGAUGAAGAGAAGUUCCUGUAUGGGGAUGAAGAAGAGGAAGACAAAUACCCAGUAAAAGAAAUUCCUAAACCUGGACAGUGUAACUUAUCGGAUGUCUAUGAGAAAACUGGACCUGAUGUGCUGUAUCAUGAACCAAAGACUGGAGUAGUACAUGAUUUACAUAGGAAAGAAUAUGGACAUUCUUACAGUCAGGGGCAUCCUGAAGAAGAUGAAGGUCAAAUAACUAAACAGAGCAAAUAUCGGGAUAAGCAUUUUUCUUCAGCCUCACCUGGGCAGCAUUUUGAUGAGACACCUCAGAGUAACCCACCAGUAACUGGGUCUCACGAUGCUCAAGUUAAGGCAGAAGUGGAGGAAUACGAGAAGAUACAAGACCUCCUUAAGACUAUUGGCCUUGACCUGGGCGUAGCUGAGAUCAGCAAGAUGGCUGCCAGGACGCAAGAGCGCCUCCAAGGGAAGAAUCCUGUGAAGUUGUCUGUCAAAAGGCACCAGUCUGAACGGAGACGCAGGAGCCACAGCAGGAGUUCCAGUAGCAACAGUAGGAGUAGGAGUACCAGCAGGGGAAGCAGUCGGAGCAGCAGCUAUGAGCACAUAUCAAGUCGUGGCAGGAAGAAGCCGCAUGUUCCUCUUGAAAGACAUUCAUCGCGAUCAGACAGUCAGAGUCAGAGGGAGGUCCGGUCAGGUACUAAAGCUGAAGAGAACCUGUGGACUAACACAGGUCCCCCGCCUCCUGAAGUUGUGAAUCCUGGAACAAAUAAUUUCCCAGCUCUCUCUGCCCAUCAGAUGCCUCCCUAUCCACAGCCACACACACGUGGAGUUAUGCCUCCCAACUACCCUCCCCCUGGCUAUGAUCCUUAUGGGAACUACAUGCCAUAUAUGCCCCAAGGCUGGCCCAUGUACCCACCCCCUAGUAUGCCAAUGCCACCACAAACUCCUAUGGAUGACUACAGUUCCCCUGCCGUAGAGCGACCCUUCCUGAAAGUAAUUAAUACAGGGGCAAAUGAAGCUCAAGGGAUAGAUAAAAAAGGAUCAAAGGUGGACCCAUUACAGAGCAUGACGAUUGCAUGCAGUGGAAACGAGAGGAGAGUCAUUGAAGAAAAGAAUAAUGCCAAACAAAAGCAAAAGGUAACUGAAGAGCUUGAAAAGCUGAAGAAGGACAGAGAAUCCAGAAUGAAGAAAAAAGAAAGUCUAAUAAAAGAAUUGGAGACACUGCGAAAGCAGCAAGGGGAGCUCCUAAGGAAAAAGCGAAGGGAGAAAGAUGGUCACAAGGAUCCCAUCCUUAUGGAGCUUGGUCGUCUUCAAGAGGAUGUGAUGGCCCAGAUAUCCAGUCUGCGCACUGAACACGAGGCAGCAGAGAAGAAGUAUGAAGAACUAGUGAAGGUUGCAACUAUCCUGGGUCUGGACCACAAAAACCUUAGGAGCUCUGGGGAACAUGAGCACGCACCUGCUCAUAGCAAGUCUAAAGAGCCUAGAAGCCCAGAGAAAUCAAAAUCUGCCUCCAUCACGUCCACCGCUCAGGGUACCAAGGCACCAGCCCCAGUAUCCAGCAGCAGAUCGGAUUCAUUAACUGAGAUAUUUGAGUACUAUGAUGCAGGAAACCACUGGUGCAAAAACUGCAACAUUACUAGUGGUUCCAUGUUUGAUUUUUUCACACACUUGCACAGCAAAAUGCACAGAAAGACUUUAGAUCCCUACAUCAGACCUUGGGCAUCAAAUUCCGAGCGUGAGAAGACACGCCCUACAGGCGAACUAAUUUCUAAACCAGCAAAAGGAUCUGAAUUUGUGUUACCUGUGAGGGGAUUUUUCUGCCAGUUGUGUAAAGAGUUUUUCGGUGAUCCUAUUUGUGCAGAGGCCCAUGUUAUAUGCCAUGCGCACAAUGAGAAGUAUAAGAAACAAAUGUACGAGAACCCUCUUUAUGAACAACGGAGAAACCUGGAUCGCCAAGCUGGCAUGGAGAGUGAAAAAAAGCAGCCUGAACACAAACGAAAGCGUGAAGAUGAGGAUUCCCAGGACGAGCAGAAAAACUCCAAGUCCAGCAAAGAUCAAGUGAAACAGCCCAAGUGCAAGAAUGAAGACGAGGAUAGACCCAAAUACAUCAAGGAAGAUGAACGAAAAGGAAAAUAUAUCAAAGAGGAAGAGAAUAAACCUAAAUGUAAGAAAGAGGACAUUGAGAGGACCAAAUGUAGAAAAGAAGAGGAGGAGAGGACACGGUAUGCAAAGGAAGAAGUGGAGAGGAACAAGUUUAAAGAGGAAGAGAGGUACAGACAGAAGAAAGGGGAGGAUGAGAGGUACAAGUCUGAAGAAGAUAAAUAUAGAUACAGGGAAGAAAAUCGGUACAAGUACAGAGAAGAUAAUGACAAGUAUAGAUACAGGAAGGAAGAUGAAAAAUAUAGGUAUCGGAAAGAGGAUGACAAGAAAUUCAAAUAUGGUCAUGACACUGAGGAAGACAGGAGACCAAAAUUCAGGGAAGAUGAGGGUUUAAAGUUGCUGAAAUCGAAAUGGGAGGAAGAUGAUGAUGAGGACGAGAGGCCCAAAUAUGGGAAAAAGGAGGAUAAAAAGCAACACCAAAAAGGAGGCCACAAAGAUGAAAAAGAAAAGUGUUCUUUGAAAGAUGUUAAGAUUGACCCUGAGAAGCUUAGUGAUCUCCCUAAGGUUCUGUGUGGGCCGAGUCCAGCCAUGCUUGCAAAACUUCGCAAAAAGAGUGAGGAGGCCACUUCGCGUACUUCCUUUGGAAAAUUCACUUGGAAAAAGCCUGAAAAGACUGCACUGGAGAAGGAAGCUGAGAAAAUUGCAGAGCAAUUUAUAAAGGAAGAUGAGGAGAGUGUUGUAGCAAGUAAAGACUCUGAAGAUCAGGAUGCUUUUGCCAAAUCUGUGGCUGCUGCCAAGAGUAUUGCUAUCAAGCUGUCGGGUAAAACAUCUAUCGCCCCUUCCCAAGAAUGGGUAGCCUAUAACCAGAUUAAAAUUCGUCCUAAUUUACCCACCCCUUCUAAUAUUCUGAGGAAGUCCAAUGUUGGGCCCCAAAACAAACCGGGUUCUGCUGACACAGCCUCCUUAGCUGUACCAGCCAUAGAUGCAAGCAACAAGUCUUCUGAAACUGUGAUAAAAAACCAGGCAGAGAAUGAAGACGUUCUGCCAGUUGAUUUAAUCUCUAAGGCAUUUGGUGGUGAGGAGGUCCAAUUGGAAAUUCCAGGUAAUAACUCAGCCAGUCUUGCAUCUGGUUCUGUCUCUGUACCAACUACUUCAGCUGUAACUGUGCCAUCAUCCACAGUGCAGGAGGUGGAGGCUGUCGAGGUAAAAGCGCCUACCGAAUGUAUGAUUACUCUCGAGUCUGAUGUAGCUGCUCCUGGAGUACCCAAGGAGGAACACAAACUAACAGUCAUGGUCCGUCCUCCUCCUCAACUUCAGACCCUCAGUAGCUACUCUUCUUCAAAAACAAACAAGCCCAAAACAAGUCUAGCUGCAGCGAAAGCAAAAGACUUGUUUGACAUUUUCUAUGGCAGCAGCACUAUGGCUAGCUGCAGUGGUUCUAGUGCUGGCAAAAAGGUUGAUUGUAAACAAGACUCUAAAGCUGAUUCAGGAAGUUUGCUGACCACUGUAGAUAAAGAAUCAACAGAGGUGCAGGAUCCAAACAUUAAACUCGUAGCUGAGGUCUCCAGCUUGAAGUGUGACGAGCCGUCUGAGGACAGAGGAGCACAGUCUGAACCACCAACUUUUGAUCUUGAAGUAGAACCACUUGUGGAGUCAAAAACUGAAGAGCAUUGUGGAAGCAUGGAAAUGGCAACAGAUGAUUGCAAGAACGAAGCAGAUUCUCUGGACUGUUUAGCCAAUUCAGAAAUCAUGGAGAACAUUGAGCUGAUGGGAUCAAAUGAUAACCAAAACCCUCUGGACUCUGAAGAGGCGAUGACUCUUUCGUUCUCCCCACCGCCAGGUUCUUUUACAGAGCAACUGAACUUGGACACUUUUGAGUUCAGUUUUGACCCUUUGUAAAGAACCUUCAUCCAGUAGGUUUAGGGAUGUGUAUGAAACCUAUGAAUGUUUCAGUAACAUUGAUCUGAAAACUUUUAAUUUGUAUUAUUUGGUUCAGAUGUUUCACGUAUCUUCUUAAACUUUUUGGCAGGUAAUGCCAGUGAAAUGGUGGACUGACAAGCACUCAUUCUGAAGGAAAGGAGAUUCCACUGAAAGAAUGAGCAGUUUCUCAACAAGUAAUGAAUCAUUAGCAUAUGUAAAAUGUUUCACAGUUCUUGUUAAAAUACAGGGUUUUGAACUCCCUGCUUUUUCUUGCUUUGUUUGCAGCUGAAACUGUUCCUUUAAAAAAAAAAAAAGGUAAUGUAGACCAUUUUAUAUAAUCUGUUUGAGAGUGAUAUAAGUUCAAGUCUAAAUCCAUUAAUCCUUCCACUUAAGUAAAUCAAAGAUAUUUUAAUGCAGGAGCCAGAGAGAUCCAAGGUCAGAAGAGAAAAAGAAUUGGUAUGGAGCUCACGCUACAAGGACAAAAUGUCUUGAAAUACAUUUGAACUUUUGUCCAGCAUAAGUUGUUUUCUCUUUACAGCUCUUGUGAGAACUGAUACACAUCUGAGAUUAUGGUCCUGUACCCUGUUAGUUGAAAUAUUGUACACUGUUAGUUUCUAUAUUACUAUUGGUUGUUCUGUAGUUUUUUGGUGUAUAAGGUGUAGUUCAAAUAAAUUUCAUUGACCUCC
Ictalurus furcatus (blue catfish) is the source of this 6443-nucleotide messenger RNA. RefSeq names its product zinc finger protein 318 (gene znf318). The coding region runs from base 538 to 5736 and encodes 1732 amino acids. Gene Ontology annotation, cellular component: nucleoplasm. The transcript has 11 exons. Gene Ontology annotation, molecular function: zinc ion binding; nucleic acid binding. The record is from RefSeq and is a predicted model, not a curated record. Gene Ontology annotation, biological process: positive regulation of DNA-templated transcription; negative regulation of DNA-templated transcription. NCBI's taxonomy places the organism in Eukaryota, Metazoa, Chordata, Actinopteri, Siluriformes, Ictaluridae.